Molecule: messenger RNA, 1680 nt
Organism: Pseudogymnoascus verrucosus
Lineage: Eukaryota; Fungi; Ascomycota; Leotiomycetes; Thelebolales; Thelebolaceae
Gene: QCR2
Product: ubiquinol-cytochrome c reductase core subunit 1
Exons: 4
Coding region: 141-1529 (462 amino acids)
Cellular component (GO): mitochondrion
Molecular function (GO): metal ion binding
Source: RefSeq, a predicted model, not a curated record
GGUUCCGUGGCCAAUCAGAGUGCGGCUUAAUCCGGGUGUCAAUUGAUGGUCAUCCCGAAUUUCUCCAACCACAACAGCUCGACAGCGACCUCGUCACAACCCUCCUCCUCGCCAUAACUUUUUAGAUCUCCCUCCUCACAAUGAUCUCGCGUUCGGCGAUUGGACAGACUGCGCAGCGUGUCGCUCGUCGGCAAUGCUGCGCUCAACCGGCAACCCGCCGCGGCUUCGCUGCUGCCACCGGCUCGACUUCUUUCAGCUACGAGAACGCCGAUGUCAAUGGCAUCAAGGUGGCCAGCAGAGACGUUGCUGGACACACUACGAAGCUCGCCGUGGUCGCUAAGGCUGGAACCAGAUACGAGCUGCUCCCAGGACUUACCACCGCUCUGGAACAAUUUGCCUUCAAGAACACCCAAAGACGAUCCGCGCUACGUCUUACCAGAGAAUCCGAGCUCUUGGGAGGCCAAUUGGUUGCCUACCACACCCGCGAAGCCCUGGUCCUCGAAGCCAACUUCCUCCGCGCUGAUCUCCCAUUCUUCACUGAAUUGCUCAGCGAGGUUAUCUCCCAGACCAAGUUCACGCCACAUGAAUUCCUCGAGGAGGUCAACCCAGCGAUCCACCUCCAGCAGAAGAGGGCAUAUGCCAACACAGCUCAAAUCGCUUCCGAUGCGGCCCAUGGUGUUGCGUUCCACCGCGGACUUGGAGCACCCCUCCAGCCAGCUCUCAACACUCCUCUCGCUAGCUACCUGAACGAGGAGUCCGUCAGGGAGUUCGCAUCAUCUGCUUACACCAAGCAAAACAUCUCGGUUGUCGCCAACGGUGCCAACCAGGCUGAGUUGGGCAAGUGGGUUGGUGAGUUCUUCGGCGAUGUCUCCACCAAGGGAAGCCACGAGCUCCCAUCCAAGGCAUCCAAGUACUACGGUGGUGAGGAGCGUAUUGCUCACUCCAGCGCCCAGAACGCAUUCGUCAUUGCGUUCCCAGGAUCAAGCUCGUUCACUGCCGGAUCCUCAUACAAGCCAGAGAUUGCCGUUCUUGCGGCUCUCCUCGGUGGAAAGUCGACCAUCAAGUACUCCCCAGGCUUCUCUCUCCUCGCCAAGGCCGCAGCUGCCGCUCCUGGUGCUAACAUCUCCACCACCCACGCUGCCUACUCUGAUGCCGGCCUUCUGACCAUCAACUUCUCUGGCCCAGCCCUGUCUGUCAACAGCGCUGCCACCGAGGCUGUUAAGUCGCUGAAGAGCAUUGCCGACGGCUCCAUCAACAAGGAGGAGUUCACCAAGGCCGUUGCGCUUGCCAAGUACAGAUCUCUUGAGGAGGGCCAAAACAUCGAGUCUGGCCUCGUUGCUACCGGUUCCGGUCUUAUCCAGGGCGGACAGCCAUUCCAGAUUGACCAGGUUACCAAGUCGAUUGAGGGUGUGAGCCAAGAAAGCCUGAAGACUGCUGCCAAGGCACUUCUCGCGGGUAAGGCUAGUGUUGCUGCUGUUGGAGAUCUUCGCGUUCUGCCGUUCGCUGAGGAGCUUGGUCUGUUGGUUUAAGGGGGCUGUUAGAUGCAUUGGAGUAGUUGAUUUACGAACCCUGUACAAACAGAUUUCAGAGGGUAUUGUAGAACACAAAAUACAAUUUUGAACAUAGAAAUAUCUCUAAACUUUUCUUUAUCUAAGAUCGUAGCAAUUUCACAAUUACGCA